Diachasmimorpha longicaudata is the source of this 3274-nucleotide messenger RNA. It is a transcript of the gene EloA, whose product is annotated as transcription elongation factor B polypeptide 3. NCBI's taxonomy places the organism in Eukaryota, Metazoa, Arthropoda, Insecta, Hymenoptera, Braconidae. Gene Ontology annotation, biological process: transcription elongation by RNA polymerase II. The record is from RefSeq and is a predicted model, not a curated record. The coding region runs from base 401 to 2515 and encodes 704 amino acids. Gene Ontology annotation, cellular component: nucleus; elongin complex. The transcript is spliced from 2 exons.
GAGACCUCUCAGUAGUUACAUCGCAAGUGACAAGAGUGAAAAACAACCGAUACAAGUAGUGAAUUAUCUGAUAUAGUGAUAUCAUUUUCGUGAAGUUACAAGAGUUGCAUUAAACUGUUUUCGCUUAUUCUUCAGUUGAGCUACAAAGUCAAUUAAAUUGAACAAAACAUUUCAACGGAAGUGAAUCAAUUUGUUGAUGGUUCAUAGUUGACAAAUCGCGAAAAUUGUGUUAAUUAGACAAUUAAUUCAGUGAGUUCAGUGUUCAGUUAUUUUUUCCAUCAAUUCAAUUGUUGAUCACGUGUGAUUGCGCGAAAAUAAAAAAUUGUGAUCUCUUGGUACAACAAUUGUAGUUGGAGACUUCAGUAGUAGCGCUCGCUCACACCAGCUGGCAUCUAGCAAUAUGUCUGUUGUCAGCCAAAUAAAACAUUAUCAGCAGAGUAUUGAAAAAUGCUCCAACAACGAGUCGAGGCUGCUUCAUUGUAUUGAAAAGCUUUACAAGCUUCCCGUGACCGUGCAACAUCUUCAAGAUACGGGAGUAGGCAGAACGGUGAAUGCCCUUCGGAAAUACGAGGGCACAGUUGGUGAUGCAUCGAAGGCUUUAGUGGCAAAAUGGAAAACAAUGGUAGCGGAUGAGGAAAGCACUGACCCUGAGGAUGAUGAUGACCAGACUCAUCCAGAUGUACCCGAACCUAAUAGUGAUAAUUCGGACCUUGGUACUGAUAAGGCCUCCAACCCAGACAAGCCGGACAAAACAUCGGAGAGACAUUCUCACAAAAAGCACGAUUCCAAGCACAAUCAUCAUCAUUCUUCUGAGUCCAGAAGUCGCGAAAAUCCACGAUCUAAAAGCGAAAAAAAGUCUUCUAGAUCAUCCCAAGAUUCAUCGCGAGAAAAAAGAGAGAAGAAUGAAGGGGAGAAAUUGAAAUCGACAAAAGAGAAGGAGAGGCACAGUUCACGAAAAGAAAGUACUCAGGAGUCUCAGAAAAAUCACAAAUCUGAUUCUCUGAACAAAGAGUCCAAGGAAUCGAAUCUUCAUCUGUCCAAGGAGAACAAGCAGGUCAACGGCAGCUCUCAAAAUCGUAAACGAAAGCACGACUCUCCAAAUCGUGAGGAAAAUCCGAGCAAACGGCCCAAUAAUUCCACGGAUGAAAAUUCUGAUGCUGAGGAACGAAUUCACGCUCAACUUUCUUCUACACCAUCUUCUGUAUCAUCGAGUAUGAAAGAUGAGAGUCCAACUCGGAAAAUCCAUGCACACAAGAAGGACUCAAAACGCGACAAGCAUGAGGAAAAAUCCCGUUCCAGUCACCACAAACAUCGUUCAGAUAAAUCCGAGGAGAAAAAUAAGUCAACUCGAGAUCAUGGGAGUUCAUCGUCCUCGUCUUCUCACCACAAAUCUUCGAAACAUGAGAAAGAGCGAAAACCUUCAUCAAGCUCGUCAUCAAAAUCUAAAGAUGACAAAAAUAAAUGUCCAAGCAAGAGUGUGAAGAAACAUUUGAAUGGUGACGAGGGGAUAGACUGCAAUUCUGGGGCGACAUUUGCUGAGGCUCUGGGUAUGUGUUCAGCUCCUAUUGUGAAGAAGAAAUCAGGUCCAGUUUCACCCAGCUCACCAGUGAUGAAGUCCAAGGCAGAAUCCAAUCCUUCGACAUCAAAACCAAAAUCAAUGAAGACUGAAAUUGUAGCCAAGGAGGAUCGCUUAUCACUGUUAGCACCAAACAUCAAAUUGGAGCCAUUGAGUGUUGAUCUUGACUCGACAUUACCAGAGAUCAGCACCAAUUACAAGCCACUGCCAGCCAAUAAUUACCUCAACAACACAGUUAAUCGAAAAAUAGAAGAGGAUAAGAUACUCAAUGAUGCUAUUUAUGCUAAAAAUGUAAGGACAAAGGUGUACUCGGGGAACAAAUCAGGAUACACAAGUGUUCCCACCCUCUAUGAUCUUUGUAUCAGAGUUUUAAUUGACAAUAUCGAUGCUCUGGAGGCCACUGGAGGUGUACCCUAUGAUAUUUUAAAGCCUGUCUUGGAGAAAGCCACACCUGAUCAACUAUUCAUGCUUGAGCAUCAUAAUCCUUACCUCAUUGAGGACACUGAUUCACUCUGGCAGUUUCAUUGUAAUAGACAGUUCCGAAAUAAGCAGAGAGAGGAAAUGGAGAGCUCGAGGGAAAUGUACAUGAGAUGUCUGGAUGAGAGAGAGGCCAAACUAAAAACUCUGACUGCUAAUAUCAAAGAGUCCAUUUGUAAGUCAGUACCUCUAAGGUCUGCUAAACUGGCUUUUGUGGACAAUAUAGUUAAACCUCCUAGAAAUGUUCUCAGAAAGCAAGCUAAAUAUGGUACUGCUUGUUCAUCAUCUAGCUCGGAUCUAAAGAAGAAGAUUAUUACUGGAGUAAAUGCUGCUACUAACAUUGCUGUUCCGCCACCACCUAUGUCCAGAGUAAGAACAUCUACUUCUGCAAUUGUGAAGAAAACCAAAGCACCGCUCAUGGCAAAAGCCCUCCAGCUAAUCAAAGGACGGUACAGGCGAUAAAUAACUCAUCGGCUGAUGGAGUUCCUAGGUUUUAAAAAUUUUUAAACAAAUAAUUUGUUAAUUCUCUUAUUUGUAACUGUAUCUUGUGAUUCGUCAAUUCUUGUCAAGUACGUGCCUCGAAAUGCACGUCGUCAAAUUAGUGAUAUCACGUAAUUGUUUCAGGUUCAUGAGUCUAAUAACUCAUGUAUUUUUUUAUGGCUUGCAUGUGUGAAUUUUGUUACGUCUAACUAGACGUAUGAUUUCUAGUUUAUUGGUCAGGACAAGAGACUAAUGAUAUGCGAAAUUUUGCAAAAAGUUUAAUUGCGCCGCCAAUCUAUUUUAUUGUUGAAUCAAUUAUUCUCAAUUUUACUGGACUCAUUAAGAAUAAGAAUACAUCACUAUUAGCAAUAUUUAUUUUUUCAUUGAUCAAAUCAAUUGAUUAAUCCUCUAUAAUUUUAAGUAUAUUCCUUAUUGUUAGAAAUACUCGAUUGUAAAAUGUUUUUUGUGGAGUCGAACCGGUGUAAAUAAUGUAAAAGAUGAAAGGAAUUACAUGUAUAAUUGAAAACGAAAAUAUUAGCGGUGAAUGGGAUUGAGAAAGAGUAGAGAGAAAAAGAAGGAAAAAAAUUGUAUUCACUGUGUAAUUGUACAUAUACAGGAUUCAUGUAUCUACAGAAAGUUGUUGUUUUUAAGUUAAAUGAAUUUGUGUAAUUAUCAUUCGAAAUAGCUCAUAUUACAAUUUAUUAUUUGGAAAGUAAAAUAAAAAGUACACUUUGAUGCGAA